Ipomoea nil (Japanese morning glory) is the source of this 1949-nucleotide messenger RNA. Its product is annotated as scarecrow-like protein 15. Gene Ontology annotation, cellular component: nucleus. The transcript has a single exon. The record is from RefSeq and is a predicted model, not a curated record. Gene Ontology annotation, biological process: regulation of DNA-templated transcription. NCBI's taxonomy places the organism in Eukaryota, Viridiplantae, Streptophyta, Magnoliopsida, Solanales, Convolvulaceae. The coding region runs from base 268 to 1743 and encodes 491 amino acids. Gene Ontology annotation, molecular function: sequence-specific DNA binding; DNA-binding transcription factor activity.
UCUCAUAUAUGACUUCUCCAUAUACAUUAUGCCCCCAUGCAUCUCUGCAAUUCAACUCUCCCACACGCAAAGAUAAAAAGCCAUUGAUCCCAAUAACCCUCCAAAGUGGCACAGGCCCCCUCCCCUUUACUUUCACAUUUCAAACUUUUCUUCUCCCUUUCCAUCACUCAGCUCGCAUAUUUCAGAGCCAUUAAAAGGAGCUGAGAACUUAAAAGUGCGGUUAUCUUAGGGAUUUUGUCGUUCUUUCAUCUUUCAAUUCUCAGAGAGAUGAAAGUGCCCGUUGCUUCAAAUGAAAACUGGAACUCCGCUGCCGGGAACGGGUGGUACGAGCCCAAGUCGGUUCUUGAGCUCCGGCGAAGCCCCAGCCCUGUUCUCGACCAGAAGGCGGCGCCGGCGGGAAACUUUGAUGUCUCCGAUGACCCUCUUGAGCUGGCUGAUAAUUUGCUGACUAACUUCGAAGAUUGGGACUCUUUUAUGAAGGAGUUGGGUUUGCAAGACGACAGAAAUAUAAAGCCGGAUCAUAAUCUCCUCUUCACCCCCUCCUCCGAGUCACAGACUCAUCAGUUCGAGUUCACUCACUCGCUGCCGGAGUUCGUGCCUUCUUCAGAUUUCAAUUUCUCACAAUUCCAGGGAAAUAUUAAUUCGUUUGAUGAAAACUGGAGCUUUGGAUUUGAUUACAUCGACGAGUUGAUCCAGUUCGCCGAGUGUUUCGACUCCAACGCCGUCCAGCUCGCGCAGGUGAUUCUGCCGCAGCUCAAUCAGAAGCUGAGUUCCGCCGCCGGAAACCCGCUCCGGCGAGCUGCCUUCUACUUCAAGGAAGCGCUUCAGUCCCUACUCACUGGGUCAACUCGCCCCGCUUCGAGUUCUUUUGAGGUUAUUCAGACCAUUAAAGCUUAUAAGAUCUUUUCCAAUAUUUCUCCUAUUCCCAUGUUCUCCAGCUUCACGGCUAACCAAGCCAUGCUGGAAGCCGUCGACGGCGCAAUGCUCGUCCACGUCAUCGACUUCGAUAUCGGCUUCGGCUCCCACUGGGCUUCCUUCAUGAAAGAGCUAGCCGAUAAAGCCGAGUCUACCCACACCAAGCCGCCGAUUCUCCGCGUAACGGCUCUGGUGCAGGAGGAGUACGCCGUGGAGUCGCGGCUGAUCAGAGAGAAUUUGGCUCAGUUUGCGCGGGAACUGAACAUCGGCUUGGACGUAGAUUUUGUGCUAAUCCGUACAUUCGAGCUUUUAUCUUUCAAAGCUAUCAAGUUCAUAGACGGAGAAAAGAUCGUCGUGUUGUUAUCUCCGGCAAUUUUCCGGCGGGUCGGGUCGGGGCAGUUCGCCGCCGAUCUCCGUCGGGUGUCUCCGCACGUGGUGGUGCACGUGGACAGUGAAGGGGUGGUGGGGCCCGGACCUUCGUCUUUCCGGCAGACGGUGAUUGAAGGGCUGGAGUUUUACUCCGGCCUCUUGGAGUCUCUGGAGGCGGCGAACGUCGGCGGAGAUUGGAUUAAGAAGAUUGAGAAUUUCGUGUUGUUUCCGAAGAUUGUGGAGACGGUUGGGGCUGCCGGCGGCCGCGGGAUGACGUGGAAGGAGGCUUUUGUGGCGGCCGGGUUUCGGCCGGUGGGUUUGAGUCAAUUUGCUGACUUUCAGGCUAACUUAUUGCUCGGAAAGGUGCAGAUUGGAGGGUUCCACGUGGCAAAGAGACACGCCGAGAUGUUGCUCUGUUGGCAUGAUAGGGCCCUCGUCGCCACGUCAGCUUGGAGGUGAUGAUUUAUAUAUCCUUGUACACAACAUACAUUCCUAUCCUAGGUUAGGGCUCAGCUCGGUGGAGAUGAUAAUGAAGAUAACAUAUGCAACCUAAUCACAAUAUCCUUUUUAAUUUAAGGGUUUGUCCUUUGUAAUUUGUAGCUUAAGCUUGGUUUUAAUUACCUCAAACUUGGUGUUAAUUGAAUAUCUUUAUAUUUUCUGAUUAA